Molecule: messenger RNA, 2225 nt
Organism: Scatophagus argus
Lineage: Eukaryota; Metazoa; Chordata; Actinopteri; Scatophagidae
Gene: lrrc28
Product: leucine rich repeat containing 28
Exons: 10
Coding region: 260-1369 (369 amino acids)
Molecular function (GO): protein binding
Source: RefSeq, a predicted model, not a curated record
AGAGACAGAGUAGGGCGGGUUAUGACCUCGCCAUCAACGGGAAAUAAAUUAGUUAACGGUAGAUAGCUGCCUGCUCAACAAUAUUAAAUGUUAGCUUAUGUGCUUCCACGAAGAUACAUUUUGUCUUAGGCGGAUCAUGACCAUAUGUGUGACUUAAAGCAGAAUAAAAUGGUCCUGCACAGUUAAGGAAGCAGUAAUGCCAUAGAGGAAGGCGGCACUGCCAAGUCUCCUCCACCGGGGAGGAGAACUUUCCUCGAAAAUGGCAACUGAACUGCAUGAGACCAUUUUCAUCGCCAAACAGGAGCGCCACAAAAAUCUGUUUCUAAACUACAGAAACCUGAACAAUUUCCCUGUAGAGCUGCUGAAGGAUGAAGGCCUGCAGUUUCUGGAGAGAUUGUACAUGAAGAGGAACUCACUCACUACGCUGCCUGAUAAUCUUGCUCAGAAGCUCCCAAAUCUGAUUGAAUUGUAUUUGCACUCAAACAACAUAGUCAUUAUUCCUGAAGCUAUUGGAAACCUGGCCAGACUGCAGUCCUUGGACCUGAGCAAUAAUGCCCUGCAGUUCCUCUGUCCGGAGGUCGGCCGACUGAGGUCUCUACGGCACCUCAGACUGUCCAACAACCAGCUGAAAUGCCUUCCUCCAGAGAUCGGUGAUCUGCAGGAACUGGAGACUUUGGACAUAUCGAUGAACCAGCUGAUGUCUCUACCUGAUCGGCUGCACCGCUGUAUUUCUCUGCAGAAUCUGACCGCAGACCACAACAUGUUGAGUCACGUCCCACGGCAGCUCUGCUGGCUCCACCGCCUCAACCAGCUCUCUAUGGCUGCCAACCGGCUGACCUUCCUCCCGCUUGAUCUGGGCAAAUCACGGGAGCUGCAAUUUGUGUUUGUGGACAACAAUGUGGACCUAAAAGGCCUUCCCUCCUACUUGUAUAACAAGGUCAUCGGCUGCAGCGGGUGCGGUGUGUCAGCCCAGGUGUUGGAGGGCGAGCUUGGGGAGGUUCUGGGUGAGGCCCUGGGUGAGGCCCUGGUUGGUCUUCCAGCUGAAGUGAAGGUGGUGGGCUCAGAGACAGAUAGUGUGGUUCCACUGGAGGAACUCGCCAUGAGAACCCUUCACCGCUUCUACCACCACCGCCCAACAGACCUCAACUUGCUGCCUCCCAUCAGCCUCCCGAAGACCCUGCUGGACCUGCUGCGGUUCCCCCUGGGACACUGUCACCGCUGUGGUCAAGCAAUGUUCACCAUCGUCUUCCCCAAACUCUUCCCCCUCCGUGACACUGCACUGGCCGGAGUACACCGCAGGACAACUGUGAGUUUCGUGGCCUACUGCUGCUCCAGUCACUGCCUCCGGACCUUUGACCUCCAGGGAUGAUGACAUUUUCUUCAUCCCCAUACACGAGAUGGAGCUGUUGAGUGGUUUCCAGGAGGUGACAGACGUGACCACUUUGUGUGGAUCUCAAAGGCCUUAGAGUGCAUCAGUGCAGGAGCCCUGUGCUUGAUUGACAACACUAAGAACCAUAGCAGCAGCCUGUAGAUGUAUGGUGGGUGAGAUGAUGGACACACAGCUUGUUCGGCAGCAUUUCAGCGCUCUUCAAAGACCCAAGCCUACAUGAUGUUCCUGAGUCCUAUCAGCUGGGAGGAUUGUAUUCUGGUGUGUGUGUGGUGGAGAUCAAAAAUAAUAACUGCUGUGUGUGGCCAGUACACCUAUGUGCUCAUUCAGCUAGCUCUGUCUGGAAACUAACAAUGUAAGGCAUGAAGUAACUUGUUACAGAUGGGCACUUCUCAAAAACAGGCACUAUUUGAUUUUUAUGAAAUUUUUCCACACAGUGUACUGCAACAGGCACAUCCCAUUAACCGCGGCGUCAUAUGAAACUUCAACAGUAGCCAUGUGUCUUUUUAAACAAAGACACUCGAGUCUAAUGCAAGUUGAUGUAAGGACUAUAAACGAAUGUUUUUGUCAUUACAUUAAGUUAAAUGCACUCUGUCGAAUUUUCAGGAAUCCAGAAUGAUUUAUUGUGACAGACUAUUUCAGCAACCCUGUAGAGGUUUAACUUCUGCCGACUCGGUAAGUUUGAAGUCAAAGUUUUCUGUCAUUAUCUGUGUGAAACAGGGUUUGUACACCUCAGAGCCACUGUGUGAUUCUCUUGUUGACACGUGUGUUAAUUUCGUUACUGCGUUGUGCAAUUCUAAUUUAUCGUUUUUGGCAGUAAAUGUUGACUGAUGUUUCA